AUGCAAGUUGGUGAAACGUCUUCAUCAAAUCCACGAAAACAUCAUCGAGUUCAUCCCAUCGGCGAACGUACUUCUCCUACGAAUGAAAAUAGAAAAACGCAUACUAUUUUAACAAUAUCAUCAAACGAUGAUGAUACAGUACCAUCACGAGAUGCGUAUCCACGUUCAUAUUCUCAAGCAUCACAUUCUUCGACAUCAUCCAUUGAUAUUCGUGCUAGCGAUGUUAUUAAACGUAUAACAAGUCCAUCUAGUGCAAUAUCAACCAAUGAUGAAAUACUUCCACAAACGUUUUUUCGUCGUAUGUCAGCUAGUUGGAAUAUGAACUCGUUUGUACAAAUGACGCCAACGCAAACAUCUACUUUACCAGCUAUACACGAUUUGAAUUCAACAACAACUACAAACGAUGAAACUUAUUUACAUUCAAUGAUAACAACAGUAACAAAUAUUAAUACUAAUGUAAAUGAAUGUGAAAUAUGUUACUUAACAAAUGACUGUGAAAAUUUACGAUCAUGUGAGCAUAAUUUUUGCCAUUCGUGUUUACAAAUGUAUUUAAUUGAUAAAAUACAUCUCGGUUGUCCAGCAUUAUUAGAAUGUCCACAUAAUGAAUGUAAAGAAGUUCUGCAUCCGAGUGAUAUUAAAAGAAUAUUAAAUGAUCAACAAAUGUAUGAACGUUAUGAAACAUUUAUGUUAAGACGAGUUUUACAGAAAAUGCCGGAUACCAAAUGGUGCCCUUAUCCAAAUUGCAAUUUUGCUGUGUUGGUUGAAAAUACUCGUAAAGCAAGUAAAUUCGAUUGCCUUGUUUGUAAGCGACCAUUUUGUCAACGUUGUUCACAAAUUUGGCAUCCCAGUUCAACAUGUGAAAGUGCAUCUGCUCAACGUGCUGCAAAAGAUCCUACACUCGAAAUGUUGAUGAAAUCGAGUACGAAUGGUGGAAGUAUUCGAUCUUGUCCACGAUGUAAAAGCCCAAUAGAAAAAUUAGAUGAUGGUUCAUGUAAUCAUAUACGUUGUGCCAUUUGUACAUGCGAAUUUUGUUGGUUAUGUAUGAAAGAAGUCGAUAAUUUACAUUUUAUAACUCCUACCGGCUGUACGUUUUAUGGUCAAAAACGUUGGUCAAAAUUUAAAUCAAUAAUUUAUUUAUUAUUAUCAUGGAUAUUAACUCCAAUCGUAGCAAUAUUAAUCAUUGUUCUUGCUGUCCCACUACUGUUAUUUAUACUACCGAUAGUCAUAACAAAAAAAUUCUAUCGAUACUCUCUUGACAUCGAUGUUGAUUCAAUGCCUCGUUUUCUUCUAUGUAUAUUCGUAUUUAUAAGUACAGUUAUUUUAACGCCACUAAUUUUGACUUUUGGUUUACUUAUUGGCAUCCCAUUGAUCCUUUUUUUUAUUUAUUUUUAUAUGCCACGAAGAUAUAUAUCGGCAAAUUUUUAA
Rotaria socialis is the source of this 1425-nucleotide messenger RNA. The record is from the annotation of a GenBank genome assembly. Lineage: Eukaryota; Metazoa; Rotifera; Eurotatoria; Philodinida; Philodinidae.